This is a messenger RNA of Darwinula stevensoni, 567 nucleotides long. The record is from the annotation of a GenBank genome assembly. NCBI's taxonomy places the organism in Eukaryota, Metazoa, Arthropoda, Ostracoda, Podocopida, Darwinulidae.
GAACUUUAUGGAUGCUUUACAGGUGGAGAUCAAAGUAUAAUGACCAUCCCUUCUCAAGCUUACACCAGCACAUCUGCUUCUGUUCAAAUUCUUAGGCAGCCACCCCCAUUCCCUCCAGAUUGGUGCCAGUUGGUGGACCCUUCCUUGCCUCAGCCCCAAGUUUCUGCAUUCAUUUCCGGUUCUGGUGUGAAAGUGCAGUGGACAGUGGCCCCAGGAGUGAAUCUCAGCACUGUUGCUUCCUAUGAAAUCUUCAGUUAUCAUGAAGCAAUCAAUGAUCCAGGUCCUUCUCCAUGGACACGCCUUGGAGAUGUGACCUCACUCAUCCUUCCCAUGAGUGUGACCCUUGAAAAGAUGCUGAAAGGGAAGACGUAUCACUUUAUAGUGAGGGCCAUGAAUGCCCUUCGCCAACCUGGUCCGCUGAGCAAGGCUGCUACCUUAACUGUACCUUGAAUAUCAUCUUGUCAGUGAUGCAGUUGGAAUUUGGGGAUUACAACAUAUUGCAAUACUUUGUGCCUGCUAGGAAGUGAUUUUGAACUGAAAAGUACAUUGAUAGUUUUUGCAUGCAUG